Messenger RNA from Parathielavia appendiculata, 1085 nucleotides. RefSeq lists its product as uncharacterized. The transcript has a single exon. The coding region runs from base 206 to 847 and encodes 213 amino acids. Lineage: Eukaryota; Fungi; Ascomycota; Sordariomycetes; Sordariales; Chaetomiaceae. The record is from RefSeq and is a predicted model, not a curated record.
UCAAUGUUCGCCUUCAACAUGACGACUGGCAACAACUUGCCGGAUAGCACCAAGCAGCCGAUUUUCCUCCCGCCGCAGGCAGACACGCCCCUUACCGGCCGUUCUUGGGGCCUCGCCCUGAACUACCGCUGCAAGCCUAUCUCCAGGCUGGGCGACUUCCAGAUGUUGAUCAACCGGUUCAACCUCACGACUAACGGUUAUUUCAAUGGAUCCUGGACUUACCCCGAAUCCGGUGAUACUCAGAUACAAAAACAAACUCGCAGCUUCCCGCCCACUACUUCUACGAGGUCCCCGGUCUCCCAGGGCCACAAUUUCCGUCUUAACAGACAACUCAUCCAUUGCGUCGACACGCGCGGGGUUCACCAUGGUUUCCGAGGUUGGGCUUAGCUCCGGAGUAUACAGCAUGAUGAACGGCAAUGACCGGGGCUAUAGAGGCAAAUACGGCGGUCUCGGAGCACAGGACGUCCUGGAAGUCCUUCUUUGGCAGCGCCGAUGGCCAGACCGGGUUUGGGCUCCCGGGAUUAUUCAAGAACUCUAUGGCGAGUACAAGGAUUUGCAAGCGAGAGGCAACCAAUCUGGAUCAAAGUACCUGGAGCAAAUCGCAGUUCAGUGCAUAUCAUCCUCUGCGAUGGGAUCGGCCACGCCCGACGGGAUCACCGACACAUACUGGGAUUUCCGACAGGAGGAUGAUGCCGCCUUUGACAAGACGUCUAUGAUGCCGGACACUUGGAACGUCCCGCGCCUUAGCAUGGCUGUUCCUGCCAUGUUCAUUCCCGGAAUAAGAGGGAGCGGCUUCUACGAUCUCCCCGACUGGUCUCACGAUGCGUCACCGCAAUUCGCCCCCUGAGCAAAUCACACCCAUGGGUUCCCCGCGGAGUCGAUUACCGCCGCACCGACUCCAACAAAAGCGAAUUUGUUGCCCUGCCUGAUCUGAUCGUAUCACUCCUCACGGCUGGCGGCGUGGACAUAAGUACGCGCUAUGGAGAGCCUGGUUACCGCCAAUACCAGAGAUACGUCCAGCCACAGACGUUACAGCGAGCUUUGGAGCUCGCGUAUCUACAUACGGCUGUCCAACUCCUGUACGG